Daldinia caldariorum is the source of this 2328-nucleotide messenger RNA. Its product is annotated as guanine deaminase. Gene Ontology annotation, cellular component: cytosol. The coding region runs from base 552 to 2033 and encodes 493 amino acids. Gene Ontology annotation, molecular function: guanine deaminase activity; zinc ion binding. Lineage: Eukaryota; Fungi; Ascomycota; Sordariomycetes; Xylariales; Hypoxylaceae. Gene Ontology annotation, biological process: guanine catabolic process. The record is from RefSeq and is a predicted model, not a curated record. The transcript has 2 exons.
AUCCACCAAUAGGAGUAGGAAUACAGCUCCGGGUGCCGGCGUUGACCGACUUCUCUCGGACGUCACCAUAGAGGGUUUCACGCUGUACUUGCCUAAGGUGCGCUGUACAACACCUGGGGCAGUGGGUACCUUCGGUCACUAUUACGACACUGCAGUCGCUGUACGCACGUUAUCCUUUGAGUCGGUACCUGACCGAAACUCUGGUAGGCUCCGGCUCUAGUUGAUGCAGGAACGACAGUGGGAUCUCGCCUAAUCUAGAAGAGUGCCUUAUCUUAGUGGUAGGUACUACGUUAGGAGGUACCUAGGUAGGUAGGUAUUAUACAAUACAAUACUAAACCUCCUAUUGUACCCCGUAACUUCAGAUGCAGAUGCCAUUUCCAUUUCCAAAAGUCCACUAGCGCUUCCCGUCCCGUGUUAUCACCAAGUAACCAAGUACAACAAUAACACCUUUUCCUUUACUACCUUUUUUUUUCUUCCUUUUCACUCGGGUUUACACUCAAAGGGAAAAGAGGAAUAAGUCAAGCAGAAAAACAGAAAAGCAAAAGUCAACUAUGGCUUCCAAGAAGAACGAGAAGAAUCAGCUAUUUCUGGGUUUAUUUAUACACAGCAUCAACCUUGGCGAGCUGCAAUAUCUACAUGACACCGCAGUUUGCGUCGACAAGUCCGGCAAGAUAGUUGCUGUCGAGCAGCAGUGUGACCAACCCAAAGCCGAGGAGACGUUAUAUCCCAAACUAGGAUGGAAAGCAGACGAUACACUUGUCACGAUAGCAAAAGAUGGCCAAUUCUUCUUUCCCGGCUUCGUUGACACGCACAUACAUGCACCACAAUAUCCCAACGUAGGAAUAUUCGGAAAGUCCACGCUCCUAGACUGGUUGAAUACAUAUACCUUUCCUAUGGAAGCCUCACUCUCCUCGCUCCCCAAAGCUCGCAGGGUAUAUACGCGCUGCAUCCAGCGCACUCUUUCCCACGGCACCACCACCGCAACCUACUACGCCACCAUCCACGUCCCAUCUACGAACCUCCUAGCGGACCUAUGCCUGUCUCUAGGCCAGCGUGCGUUCGUCGGCCGCGUAUGCAUGGACAACCUCGGCCCGGACUACUACCUCGACGAAUCGCCGAGCCAGUCCGUGGCCGCCACGCAGGCCACCAUAGACCACAUCCGGAGCAUCGAUGCCUCGUUCGAUCUCGUCAGCCCCAUCCUAACCCCCCGCUUCGCGCCCGCGUGCAGCGCCGAAGCCAUGGCCCAGCUCGGCGCCUUGCACCGGGCCACAGACCUCCCGAUCCAGACGCACAUCUCGGAGAACGUCAACGAGCUGCAGCUCGUCCGGGACAUGUUCCCCGACAGCAGGAGCUACGCCGACGUGUACGACCGCUUCGGGCUCCUGGGCCGCCGCACCAUCCUCGCGCACGCCAUCCACCUGACCGAGCACGAGGCAGACCUCGUCGCGCGCCGCGGCGCCAAGGUCUCCCAUUGCCCGUGCAGCAACUCGGCCCUGACGAGCGGCGUGGCCCGCGUGCGCUGGCUGCUGGACAAGGGGAUUGGGGUGGGCCUUGGCACCGACGUCAGCGGCGGUUAUAGCCCCAGCAUACUGGACGCCGCGCGGCAGGCCGCUCUCGUAUCGAAUCAUCUCGCCAUGCCACCUCGAGGAGGGGCAAAAAAGCCGUCGAGUAGUUCUGACGAGCCGCCCUCAGACGACGACGACGACGACCGCGCACUCGCCCGGCUGAGCGUGGAAGAAGUCCUCCACCUCGCCACGCGGGGCGGCGCCGAAGUCGUCGGGCUAGGAGAGAAGAUCGGCGGGUUCGACGUGGGCAAGGAGUGGGACGCGCAGCUGAUCGGGCUAGGGCUCGUACCCGACGAGGAAGACGACCGACAACAGGAACAGGAGCGGGAUAGGGAUCCGGGGAACGUGGAUAUCUUCGGCUGGGAGAGGUGGGAGGACCGCGUGGCGAAGUGGGUGUUCAACGGCGACGACAGAAACGUCAAGAAAGUCUGGGUGCGCGGACGGCUUGUGCACGAGCGCGAGAGAUAGAUAGACCGAGCGGGCUAAGUGAAGCGAAACGGAACGAUACGAUACGAUACCCACCUACCUAGUGGGCUGUAGAUGUAAUAAAUACCUAAGCUUCUUUGUAGAUAGCCGGAUAGAUAGAAAGGUAGAUACUAGGUAGUUAGAUAGAGGUAGAAAGCGCUUGUGGUUUAGCUAUGCAGGUACCUAACCUGAUCCUAGGUAGCCUUAGGUACACAUUCCUACCAGGUAUACAUACUAAUACUUACCCAACCCAGGCUCUCUGCUUACGUACUGUAUUAGUUUGUUUGGUAUAACCCAC